CAACGCGCGCCAAUUCAAACUUCAGGAAACGAAAGUGUCGUUUAAAAACGGUCUCACAACAAAACAGACAAUAUUUAGUGGAUAACUUCCGUCUCCGUGUUCUCUUUAGCACUGCACUUAGUAACAACAGAAGCAGCCAUGACAUCUAAAAGUGCCAAAGAAACCAUAGUUGCCAAGUUGGGUUUCAAAUCCAGCAGCCCUGGCUCCAAGGCUGAGGCAGAGCUGGAAAAAGUCAAGAAAGAAAAUGCUCACCUGAAAAAAAAGAUUGAUGACCUGGCCAAACGGCACAUCAAACCGCCCGAUGCGGACAAAAGCAAGCUGCUGGAGAGGAUUCUUUCCCUCGAGACCUUGAGAGAGAGGAACAACCAGCAGUUGCUGGUGAAAGAGCAGGAGCUGGAAACUCUGAGACAGCAGCUGUCAGCUAAAGGAGGAGAGGUGGUGGCGUCGCUGCAAGCUCAGCUGGAGCAGCGGAGGAAAGAAGCAGAGCAGAGAGACGCGUUGUUCCAGAGUUUGUCACAGGAGACGGAGAAUCUGAAAAACAAGCUGGCCACUGUUUCUGCCCGAUGUCAGACUCUAGAAACCCAGAAUGGACAGGCACCUGCUGCAGACCUCGUAAUGAUACAAGAUCAACUGAAAGAUGCUCUGGAGAAGAACCAGCAGUGGCUUGUGUACGACCAGCAGAGAGAGGCCUAUGUGCAGUCUGUCCUGGCCCGUAUUUUAGAGCUGGAACAGCAGCUGGCUCAGGCAAAGCAGCAACAAACCAAACAAGAGGCCAGUCCAGAGGCUCCUGCCAACUUGGCAGAUCCAGAAAAGGAAUCUCAGCUGAAAAGCCAAUAUGACCACUUGGUGUCUGGGAUGCAGAAAGACCUGGAGAGCCAAAAAGAGCAGGUUACCAGGGCCAGACAGGAGCUCGGUGUCCAUCGGGAGCAGGCCUUGAAAGCUCAGGCUGAGCUGUACUCUCAGCGGGAGCAGGUCACCAGGGUUCAGGAGGAGAUGUUGGCACUGCAGAGGAAGUACGACGACAAGUGCUGCGAGCUGUCAUCCUUUCUGAGGAAGUACGAAGACAAGUGCAAAGAGCUGGAGGAGGCCAAGAUGGAUCUGCAGGCAGAGCGACUUAGCAACAGACAUGCAGUCUGUGAGGAGAGAAAGGAGUCGUCUGAGCGUGCAGACAGAAUGAGGGUGGAACUGGAGAAUAUGGAUAUCAGAUUGGAGGAGGAGAAGAAGAGAUCUGCUGAGCUUCUAUUGCAGGUAAAUAUGCUGCAGAAGUCCCUCCUGAGCCAGAAGGAAGAGCAGAGAAGAAUCGCAGCACUGGAGCAACAGAUCCAACUCUCUGCCAAGGACUUUGAGAAUGAAAAAAUUGAUCGUCAGAGCAUGCAGCACCAGUUACAUAAGGUGCUGAAGGAGCUUCGCAAGGCCCGUGAUCAGAUUGCAAACCUGGAAUCUGCUAAGCAGCCAAAUGCUCGCUUUUCAGAGCCCAGCUCGUAUAAUAGCCUCGAGUUUGAGCGUCUCACUAUUGAAAACCCUCUUGGCCCUACAUCCCCAUCUAAAGUCACCAACCUCCUGGAUGAGAGUUUCCUGGAGUGCCCAAAGUGUCGGGCGCCUUAUCCCACCAGUCGUCACAGAGAGCUGCUGACUCACAUCGAUUACUGCUUUGCGUAAGCUAACACAUCAGUCUAGAUGAGUGAUUCUCAGUGUGCAUGUCCGGACCUCCACUUAGUCAAAGGGGUAAAAACAAACACAAGAAUCACUCUACAAGAUUUCUGAUUCAUUCAGGAAAUUUGUGUUUUUGAAUCUAGGUAUAAUAAAACGAUGAACAGGCAGUUUUAGACACUGACUCUACAAACAUAGCACUGAUAACAGAGUAUAAGAUAUUUCUUAAAGUCACUGGAGACCACUUGCAUUCGAUCCUCUUCUUUUAUCGCAAAGUUAGAAAUACCACCUUAAUGAUCAUUUAACAUAAAUGUAUAAAAUAUUCAUUUAUGUAAGAAAUCAUGGGACAUAUUGUGCAUUAUUUUCCAAGAAUGAUGGUCUGUGGUGUCCAUUGAAAAAUGAUUUUAAAAAAUUUUUUUAAAACAGUGUUUUGGCUUUUUUACUCUGUUGUUGUUUUUUUUUUUUGUUUUUUUUUGUUUUUUUUUUGUUUUGUUUUUUUUGUUUUUCUUCCCCCAUUCAAUAUCCAAACAGGUGCGAUACUUGAAUGCUUGUGUAGAUACGUUUUUUGUUUUGUUUUUUAAAUAGAAGGGAUUUGAAGGAUAUUCUUAACAUGCAAAUCACUCAAACAUGUACUCCAGCUCUUCUUGCAAGUAGAAAAUCACCAAAUAUCUCCUCAUUUACAGUUAAAAAAAAAAAAAAAAAUCUUUAAUACUCCAUCCAUAUAGUUACAUCUGGGGCCUUUCUGUUUAGAUUUUGCUGUUUGUUAAACUCUUGGUAAAUUCAGUUUUGUUUUGGUGUGUGUGUGUGUGUGUGUGUGUGUGUGUGUGUGUGUGUGUGUGUGUGUGUGUGUGUGUGUGUGUGUGUGUGUGUGUGUGUGUGUGUGUGUGUGUGUGUGUGUGUGUGUGUGUGUGUGUGUGUGUGUGUGUAUCUCACAGUAUUUAUUCUUGUGUUUUUGUUUUUAAUUGGUGAACUACUGUCUCUUUUCAGUGAUUUUAGUUUUAUUUUGCUUCAGUAUGUAUCACCAGACAAUGUUUUGCAUUUGUAUUGGCCUUCUUUGUAUCGAGGGAAUAUUGUUAAUGUUAUUUUGCAUAAAAGUUUACAAGCCUGUCUAAUAUACUCCACUGAUGAAACGGCUAAACACACACUUUCUAAACUCCUCUUUUUAUUCCUUCCAUCUUCAGCGGCAGCAGUAGUCGUGUUUCUUUUUGGCUGGCUUUAUGUGAAAGUGUUAUGACCACCUAAUUAGCCAUGUGUUUUCGGUUAUGUCAGUGAUGUUUGUGUGAUUGCUAAAGCGUUUCUCUGUUUAACAUGUAAACAGCUGUGUAAAGUAUCCCAAACCAUGACCAAGUUUUUCUCCCAAAGCUGAUCGCAUACUUUUAUUUGCCUGAACUGAACCAGACUUAAAAUGUACAGCAGUUGGGAGCUUAUCUAGUCACAUGUGGGUGGUUGUCCCUGUAUUCUUUCCUGUUCAAGUGAAGCUCACUUCAAUCUCCACCUUGACUUUUCAAGCCUGCGGCCAUUUAAAGCUGGAAUGAGAUUGCAUGAGUUAAUUCCUUGUGCUAAACUAUUUAAGGCAGGGAUUACUAAAGGUCCUCCCGGUAGUGGGGGAAAGUGGUUAAGGUGUCUACUCUCGCAGCCUUGGCAGUGUGACCAGUUGACAUGAGACAAACACUGCUGUGCAUCUUAUAUGUGGUUGUUUUGAUUUGGGCUAGCUCUCAUAGAAGAUCAUAGGAUCCAACUUUUAUCAACAAGUUUACCUGUGUUUUUUUGUUUUAAACCUGAUUUAUUUUAAUCAUGUACACCAAAGUAGUUUUGCCAUGAUCUGUACUGUACUGUACAAAAAUGUGCAAUAAAGAUGUAAAUCUCCUCCCACCACAUCA
This is a messenger RNA of Oreochromis aureus, 3530 nucleotides long. RefSeq names its product centrosomal protein 55 like (gene cep55l). The coding region runs from base 139 to 1659 and encodes 506 amino acids. Lineage: Eukaryota; Metazoa; Chordata; Actinopteri; Cichliformes; Cichlidae. The record is from RefSeq and is a predicted model, not a curated record. Gene Ontology annotation, biological process: regulation of phosphatidylinositol 3-kinase/protein kinase B signal transduction; mitotic cytokinesis. The transcript has 12 exons.